GUUUUUGCCAAGGGAUUUUGACCGUUUUUCAAAAAAAGCGUGUUCCUCAUAAAGGUUAGCUGGAUUAUGCAAGAUUCGUUCGCUGCAAUGCAGUGAACCCUACCUCUCUUUUUUUUUCACCAGGUCGCGCUGCUCGCUAACGGCGGUGACCCAAAAAUAACUCUUUCAUUCUGCCUUUGGAUGAGAAUAGAUUCCAUCUCCGCCUACAGUCUAAUAUCAUCACGUUGGCACGCCAGUCUCCUUUUUUCCUCUUUUAUUGAUUUGCUUUUUUUUUUUUUUACAUCUUUGCCCUCUUUUCGUUGUUUUGGUUUUAUUAUUUUUAUUUUUAUUUUUCUAGUCUAUUGGCUAAAGUCUAUAUAAUAAGCGAUGCUUUCAACCCAUGAAUCUAAAAUCAAACGUCUACUGGCCAAUCGGCAUAAAUAUCGACAUUCUCUCAGCGAAAAACUACCAAAACCCGGCUAUUGGUUCACUCCGUCACCGACCGACGAUCAGCGAUGGGAAUCAGCAUCGGCAUCACCAGAGCUCGAUCGUCCCACUCCAACCGUAGAGAAACAAACCCCGAAACCAUGGAGAAAACCACUGCCAAUAGACUGCCCUGUGUUUGAUUUCAGUAAUGACAAGACAUUGAUCGAAGAGACCAGUGAAUCGACCGGUUCGGUUGUUAUGCCAACCACGAUCCUCGUUACGCCACCUCAACCACCUACCCCGCCUACCCCGCCUAAGCCUAUCUCGGCCACCAUCCCUGCAAGACACACCAGUCGCUUCUAUGGCAACGAUCCGGAAGUACAAAUCCAAUUGGAACGCAUGGCGCAGGACGAACGAAUGAUUUUAUUAUCAAAAACAAUGCAGUUACAGCACACCACGAAACCUGACCCAUCAGGACCACCGCCUUUGCCUCCCCCAAGAACCUAUUUUGAAGUGGAGCCAGUGCAGCCAGUGCAGCCAUAUUGAUCCACUCAAAUAUAUUUAUAUGGCCUUGAAGAUACCAUCCCCUUUUUGACAAUUGCCUCCGUAAUUAAGCCGUCGGAUGUUCAAGUCUUGGCAACCGGGGAAAUUAUUUUUUUUCUGUACAACUUUCCAAUAAUGUAAAAAGUAAGC
Messenger RNA from Radiomyces spectabilis, 1098 nucleotides. RefSeq lists its product as uncharacterized. The record is from RefSeq and is a predicted model, not a curated record. The coding region runs from base 367 to 951 and encodes 194 amino acids. The transcript has a single exon. Lineage: Eukaryota; Fungi; Mucoromycota; Mucoromycetes; Mucorales; Radiomycetaceae.